AGCGGUCCAUUAGCUGCUCCAUGAGUCGGGGAGGUGUCGCCUAAUAAUAACGGACUGGCCGCUUCCAGCCAUCCACUCGCAGAUAUACCUUUUAGUAGCUUAAGGGUGUGAACAUUUCGACGUUCACUGCUCGGUUUUAUAAACUAGGCUACUGUAUUCGAUGAAUAUCGGGAUGAUUUCCCUCAGCAGCUCCCUGCUUGGAUAACCUUAUCGCUGUGCUGUGUGGAUGCUCCGGAUAACGGGUCUCCCUACCAUUCCCGACCAGAGCUGUCUUGGAAAUGAAAGUAAAUGAUUGACUGGACAGGCAGUGAAUGCUAGAUGCACAAGUCACUGACCUCACACUGUCAACCACAGAAGAGCAGCUGGAUGUAGUUACCUGGCCAUCGUUAAGUUGACAGGACCAUCCUGGAUUGUGUACCACCGUUCAACUACGGUAUUAUUGUUCAGCAGACGUGUCCUGGACAUACACAAGGAUUCCUCAUCUAUGUGAUUUUUGUCUGACCAAACAUUUUUCUACAGAAUGCCAAGGCUUUCCCUUGCCCUAUAAGGAACUAGUAUUCUGGUCAGCUUUUUACUCUGAGAUGUUGUUGUUUUCCAACAGAGUGAAGAGGAGCCUGUAAUUGUGAUGAGGAAGACAGGGACUGUUUCUGUUCAUCAGAGGAACCUGGCGUUCAGCCUGUUAGAGCCACGAAAUCUCCAAGGGAGGAAAUAUUCUCAGACAUCACUUGGAAAUUGGAAUUUUCAAUAAGUGGCUUCUCUCUGUUUUUCCCUUCCUUCCACCUCCGAGACAACUGAGUUUUUAAUCUACCACUGCACCAUGUCUCUAUCGAAGUGGAGGAAGAUCAGGGCAUUUACUGUGUUUUCAUGCAUUGUAACUUUCACCACAUUCCUCUUCAGUUACACGUUGAGAGAUCCCUCUCUGUACUUCUUCAAAUACGCCAUCCGCAAGUCGGACAGCUUCUUCUCUAAGGGCCAGUGUGGCUGUCGACAGUGUAUGACCGAGCUGGAGGACGACCCCUGGUUCACUGAGAGGUUCAACCUGUCUGUCCAUCCUCUGAUGUCUAGGAGGAACAGCCUGCUGACUGACGACACGUACCGCUGGUGGCAGUGGUUGCAGGCAGAGCAAGAGCCGGCCAACUUCAGCGAGGUGGUGGAGAAGUUGUUCCAGGUCAUCCCUGAUGCUGACCUUUACAUGGAUGCGGGCCCUGAGCGCUGUAGGACCUGUGCUGUGGUGGGGAACUCUGGGAACCUUAAGGGCUCCCGCUACGGAGCCCUCAUCGACUCCAGUGAUGUCAUCAUCAGAAUGAACAUGGCUCCUACCUCUGGCUAUGAGGAGGAUGUUGGGAGCCGGACCACACAUCACGUCAUGUACCCAGAGAGCGCCAUAGAUCUGGACAACACCACCAGUCUUCUGCUCAUCCCCUUCAAGACUCUGGACYUGCAGUGGAUCACCAGUGCCUUGACUACAGGCUCCAUCAAACAAACGUACAUUCCUGUCCAGUCCAGGAUUAAGGCAAACAGGAACAGGGUGUUGAUAUACAGCCCGACCUUCUUUAAAUAUGUCUAUGACGCAUGGCUGGAGAGUCAUGGCCGGUAUCCCUCCACUGGCUUCCUCAGCCUAUUGUUUUCCAUUCAUAUCUGUGAUAAGGUGAGCCCAUCCACUUCCUUUUGUUGUUACGGGUUCGGAGCGGAUCAGUACGGGAACUGGCACCACUACUGGGAAGAGAAUCACCAGGGAGGAGCAUUCCGCCACACCGGGGUGCAUGAUGCUGACUAUGAGUACAACGUUACCCUGCUUCUGGCUACAAAACACAAGAUCAAGAUUUUCAAAGGCUUCUGAUGUCUGGAGAUGUCACUGGCCUGAGACCAUCAAGCCUCUUGAAUGAAAUUCUGUCGACUCAGAGGUUAACCACGGCAUAAAACUGGUUGAAUCAACAUUGUUUCAACGUAAUUUGUCAACGUAUUGUGACGUGGAAUCUGUGUAAAAUUC
Molecule: messenger RNA, 1990 nt
Organism: Salvelinus sp. IW2-2015
Lineage: Eukaryota; Metazoa; Chordata; Actinopteri; Salmoniformes; Salmonidae
Product: CMP-N-acetylneuraminate-beta-galactosamide-alpha-2,3-sialyltransferase 1-like
Biological process (GO): sialylation
Cellular component (GO): membrane
Molecular function (GO): beta-galactoside (CMP) alpha-2,3-sialyltransferase activity
Source: RefSeq, a predicted model, not a curated record